AUGCCUCAAGACCGCAGGGCAGACGCGGCGAGAUUUGAUUAUCUCAGGAACCAAUAUGCUUCUUCCAGGGAAUACCCAACUCAUCUGCCGCCAGACUUUGCGGACGACUUUCAGUGCACGUUCCCGCCUCUGCCCAUAUUAGAUAGACACGGCCGAGUCCACACGCUGCCUAAACGAGGGGAAGAUGGCGUCCACGGAAUCCCUGUCACUAUCAUUGGCUCGAAUGAUGACGGCCCCCUUCCCGAACAUCUCGAGCGGUUGUCAGAUGAGAGAGGAGGUAGAAUCUGGUUCUUUUCAAAGAUCGGAUUAGGCAUUGUCGUGGCACUAUUGAUUCUUCCGCUUGCGGUAAGGUCCUGGAGAUCUUACUUCUCUCCAGAAACUACCUCAGUUUCCAAGACCUUCCUUCCAGAUCUUGGCCCCAUCGACAGGCUCGGGACUGUCGAAUAUUCCUGCGGCCAGACAGCGAAACAGGCGCAAGCAUUAGGAUGCGUUUACGAUCACCUUACCGGGUGUUGGCUUAAUCGGUUCUGCUCGAGUCGGAUGAAUGACGAAUACAUGAGGUACUAUGCGGGGAAACCGCCUGAUAUGUACUGGGAUGCAGCGCUGCAGAAGAAAGUGCAACGAUGGGAAGAGAUCGAAGAGAGCCAACAGUCGUAUUACUGGACUACGAAGCGCGACCAGGCGAUCCGCUGCUUGUUUUUGUUGCGGCGGGCUCAUGAUUCGUUCCAGCAUAACCGUCUCCUUGAUAACGUUACAGCAAGCGACGCAAUCGUAAAUCAUUGCGUUGGAUACAUUGCGGAGUGGGUUAGGCCGCCUAGUAUCUUACCGGACGAAAGAGUCAAAGAAAGGAGGGGAAAGUGCUUUCUGUCUUGUGUUAGAGUCAAAGGGUGGGAGGGAAGGGUCCAAGCGUGGAACUGA
This is a messenger RNA of Penicillium chermesinum, 918 nucleotides long. RefSeq lists its product as uncharacterized. The record is from RefSeq and is a predicted model, not a curated record. Lineage: Eukaryota; Fungi; Ascomycota; Eurotiomycetes; Eurotiales; Aspergillaceae. The transcript has a single exon. Bases 1 to 918 code for a protein of 305 amino acids.